AUGCCCCAAACAGUCGGUUCUGGACUCAACGGAAAAAUAGUCAGUGAUGAAUUUAAAGAGUCACGUUUCAACAUCACAAACGAGGGUGCUCACUUUUCUCUCACCAUCAGAAAUGUAAUCAAAUUGGAUGAAGCAGUAUAUUUCUGUCAAAAGGGAUCAUCGUAUUCACAGACUUUCAUCAAUGGCACAUUCUUGGCUGUGAACGACAACAAUCAGCAGAAAUCAGUCUAUGUGAAACAAAGUCCGGAGACAGCAUCAGUCCAGCCUGGAGACGCACUGACUUUUCAGUGUUCACUGCUCUCCAAGAACACAACAAAAAACACAGAUCAGUGUCCCGAUGAAUGCAGUGUGUACUGGUUCAGAACUGGAUCAGGAAGAUUUCAUCCAGGUGCCGUUUACACUCACGGGAACAGGAGUGAUGAACGAGAGGGAAGGAGCUGUGUCUACAGUCUGUCCAAAACUAUACAGGACUCCUGUGAUACUGGGACUUACUACUGUGCUGUGAUCACAUGUGGACAGAUCCUGUUUGGAGAAGGAACAAAAGUGGAGAUAAGAUCAAAGUUGGAGCUUGUUGUCAUUGUACUUGGAGCACUGUUGGCCUGCUGUGUGACUGUGAUUGCGGUCCUUAUGUUCUACAUUAAUGGGAGGAGAGUUUGUGAACAUUGUAAAGGAGCAACAGGAACAACAGCAACAGGAACAAAUGCAACAGGAACGUCUUAUAAUUUUGGACAUGACAUGACAACAGUGGAUCAAUCAAAUGAUCCGGAUGGUAAAGCAGAAGGAGUGAACUAUGCAGCGCUGGAUUUCCCCACAGAAAAUGUGCAAAGAGGAAAUAAAAAGAGGAGAGAGUACACACAGGGCUGUAUGUAUUCUGAUGUUAGGUCAAAUAAUCACAACCAGUAA
Molecule: messenger RNA, 903 nt
Organism: Scomber scombrus (Atlantic mackerel)
Lineage: Eukaryota; Metazoa; Chordata; Actinopteri; Scombriformes; Scombridae
Exons: 5
Coding region: 1-903 (300 amino acids)
Biological process (GO): response to bacterium
Source: RefSeq, a predicted model, not a curated record